Molecule: messenger RNA, 312 nt
Organism: Linum trigynum
Lineage: Eukaryota; Viridiplantae; Streptophyta; Magnoliopsida; Malpighiales; Linaceae
Source: the annotation of a GenBank genome assembly
AUGGUGAGAUUAUUACGACUGUGUCCGCUCUAUCAACCCUGGAACAAGUCUAGAUGGAUCACGAAACCCAGAAAAGGAAUAUGGUAUUUGCCAUCUGACCUCCAGGAGCUUGCUACUUGCUACGGCUUAACCCCUACCAAGGCGUUGGAGCUGUAUGACCACACUUUCCUAAUGCGGACAGAGAAUUGCGACAAGGUGUGUCUUCUGAUGAAGGAUAUGCAGCAUUGUGGGAAGGCGCACUGGUACCUUGCUAUCAUUUUCAUCAAGGAGCAAGAAGUCCUCAUCCUUGAUUCAAGUCAAUCUGAGGAGUAG